AUGAACUACGAAGAGCUGCAGUGCUUCGAGAAAUUUUCAGUGAAUAAUGUCAUAGAAAGCGGCAAAGACUUCUACUUUUUGCUUGCUAUCUCUUCAAGGAUCUAUAAGUGUUUAAUGUCUUCGCCUGGAUUGAUGCACUUGUACAGAGUUUCCGUUCGUUGUUCGAGUUCAAUAUUUCGCAACGAGAAUUCAAAGCAGACUCCACACCUAUAG
Molecule: messenger RNA, 213 nt
Organism: Necator americanus (New World hookworm)
Lineage: Eukaryota; Metazoa; Nematoda; Chromadorea; Rhabditida; Ancylostomatidae
Exons: 4
Coding region: 1-213 (70 amino acids)
Source: RefSeq, a predicted model, not a curated record